GCGACUCAGCAGCAGCAGCAGCAGUGACCCUGUGGAUAACCCGUGAGUGCUCUCCGUAAAGAAAUGUCAGAGGCAGAGGGAGGCUGAAGGCUGGGAGCCUGAGCUUCCCUGCUCUGCUGUCGCAGGAAAUAGAGCGUGUGUCGCGGUCCGCGUUUCAGCUCUCAGAACCCUUGCGGUCACACGUACCGCAUCACACAGAGGUGGCCCAGGCCGUCAGUCCGCAACUCCCGGAGUCAUCCUGAACGAGCUAAGUGACCUGUCUGUGCCUCGGUUGCCUCACCUGUAAAAUACCUGUCCCCAGGGUUGUCACGGGGACGGAGGAGGCCAAAGCCACAAAGGGCCCUGUGAGAGCUGCCACCCUGGGAGCUUUCCAAGGCCUGGGAGUGGUUGGAUGGCACAGUUGGCUGCCUUGGUUGCCGUGGCCGAGCAUGUACCAGAAUGGCACCGUUUAGACACUGGGGGUACAGUGGUCAACAAGACGCAUGCUGCCCUGGUUGGGGUGGCGGGGAGGGAGGUUCAUCAACGUCACAGCUUGGAGAGUUUCUCAUGAGCCUGAAAUCAUCUUUCCCUGCACUGGUACCACAAGGCUGCAAGUGGCUGGAUCAGCCUCCCGGGCCCUCACGUGGGACCUGAGAAAUGUCAUUAGGUGGUUUAUCCUCACUCUGUCCUUUAUGACCUGAUGGUUUUGUGACCAUUGCUGUACAUUUUAAACUGCGGCAGCAGAUGAAAUGGGGGGGGGGGCCCUCGCUGCCUUGAAUAUGUUACAAUGAGCAGAAGGGGGCUAGAAAGGGUAUCGAACCCACUUGCCACUUUGCCACCCUCCUCUUGACAGCCAGACCCAUCCGAUUGUACCACCCUCUGCUCAAAACCCUUCUGUGGCUUCCUACUUUCUUAGGGUAAAGAACAAAAACCUCAGCAUGGCCCUUAAAGUCCUGCCACCUGGGCCCCACCUACACCUGGCUUCCUCCUCCAGCUGUGUCUCAGACCACUUUAUCAGUAGCCCUGUGUGCUGAAGCAGGCUGCUGCCUCCUGCCUCAGGGCCUUUGCACGGGCUCUUCUAGACUGCUUCUCUUCCCUCAGCUCCCUUUUUCCAGGGUAACACCUCAUCCGUCAGAUCUGAUCCCAACCUUGACUGGCAUUCCAAGUUCCCCAGGCCACAGGACUUCCCCAGUCUGUGCUGGGAUCGUCCAAAACCCUCCGGGUUCUUCUGUGUUGAAACUGUUGCCGGGACACCUCCUGAGAUGGUGCAGUUACCGCGGACCUCCAGCUUAACUUCCCGAUAGAGGACUGGAAAUGGCCACAAGGGACGGGUCGGGCCCGAGGCUGCCCCGGGUGGCUGAGCCGGGUAUGGAGGGGGAGCCGCGUCUGCCCACGGGCCGGGAGCUGACCGAGGCCAGCCGCUUCACCCACGCCGCCCUCUGUGGCAUCUCCUUGUCCCAGCUCUUUCCAGAGCCCGAGCAAAGAUCCUUCUGCACAGACUUUGUGGCUGGCCUGGUGAAGUGGCUGGACCUGUCUGAAGCCGUCUUGCCUACCAUGACUGCUUUUGCCAGUGGUCUGGGAGGCGAAGGAGCAGACGUAUUUGCUGAGGUUUUGUUGAAGGACCCCAUCUUGAAGGAUGACCCACUGGUGAUCACUCAGGACCUUCUGAGCUUCUCACUCAAGGAUGGCUGCUACGAUGCUCGGGCCCGCGUCCUCAUCUGCCACAUGGCCUCCCUCCUCCGAGCGCCCUUGGAGGAGCUUGACCUCCUGGAAGAGACCUUCCUCGAGAGCCUGAAGGAAAGCAAAGAGGAGGACUCUGAGUCUGCCGAGGCAUCCCGGAAGAAGAAGGAGAACAGGAGGAAGUGGAAGCGCUAUCUGCUGAUAGGCCUGGCGACCGUGGGAGGCGGGACGGUGAUCGGCGUCACCGGGGGCCUGGCCGCUCCUCUCGUCGCUGCCGGGGCCGCCACCAUCAUCGGCAGCGCCGGGGCCGCGGCUCUGGGCUCAGCGGCCGGCAUCGCCAUCAUGACCUCGCUGUUCGGUGCCGCUGGAGCCGGUCUGACAGGAUACAAGAUGAAGAAGCGUGUUGGGGCCAUUGAGGAGUUCACAUUUCUGCCCCUGACGGAAGGCAGGCAGCUGCACAUCACCAUCGCCAUCACGGGAUGGCUGGCAUCCGGAAAAUACCGCACCUUCAGCGCCCCGUGGGCUGCCCUGGCCCGAAGCCGUGAGCAGUACUGCCUGGCCUGGGAGGCCAAGUACCUGAUGGAGCUCGGCAACGCCCUGGAGACCAUCCUCAGCGGUCUUGCCAACAUGGUGGCCCAGGAGGCCCUGAAGUACACCGUGUUGUCUGGCAUCGUGGCCGCCCUCACCUGGCCAGCCUCACUCCUCAGUGUCGCCAACGUCAUUGACAACCCCUGGGGCGUGUGCCUCCAUCGAUCGGCGGAGGUUGGCAAGCACCUGGCCCACAUCCUGCUCUCCCGGCAGCAGGGCCGGCGGCCUGUCACCCUGAUCGGCUUCAGCCUGGGAGCCAGAGUCAUCUACUUCUGUCUGCAGGAAAUGGCUCAGGAGAAAGAUUGCCAAGGGAUCAUUGAGGACGUCGUCCUGCUGGGCGCACCUGUGGACGGAGAAGCCAAGCACUGGGAGCCUUUCCGGAAGGUGGUCUCUGGAAGGAUCAUCAAUGGCUACUGCAGGGCGGACUGGCUGCUGAGCUUCGUCUACCGCACGUCCUCCGUGCGGCUCCACGUGGCCGGCCUGCAGCCUGUGGUGCUGCAGGACAGGAGGGUGGAGAACGUGGACCUGUCCUCCGUGGAGGAAGCCCUCCGUCGAGGCGGCCGGGGAGACGGUCCUGGCCUGCAACCUUUUCUUUUGCUGCUCCGGGCCUUAGUUGCACACUCAGCUUCUUCCAUCUCGGCUGCAGGAUGCUGAAUGUUUCAGUUGCGGCGUGUAGGAUCUAUUUCUCUGACCAGGGAUUGAACCCCGGGCCCCCUGCAUUGGGAGUGCAGAGUCUCGGCCUCUGGACUACCAGAAGUCCUGGAAACUUUAUCCAGCGUCAGCCACAGCAGAAUGCUCCUCUGCACAGAAGAGAUUCUUUUCCCACCCACCUCACUCCUGCUCUCCUGUUCCCCCAGCUCCCUGUAAAAUUAGAACUUUGCCAGCCAGUUCUUUCUCCCUCUCUGUCUUUGCAGAAUAGCAGCUCAGGGGCCAGGGUUGGCUGAGGCCUGGACCAACCUGUGGCCAAGAAAGGCCAGAGCUGUGCAUUCUGGGGCAGUUGCCCAGUGCAGUUUCUAUCUGGCAUCAGCUGUGGCCACAAAUACCUCCCUUCCUUCCUGUCCUGCCUGCCUGCACCCAGCCCUAGUACCAGCCCUUUGCCAACAUUGAAAGGGUAUAAGGAGGCCAUCCUUGUUUAUCUCUCUGGGUCUAGGUUUCUGCUGGCUGGAAUUCACAUGUGAUGGCUUGAGCUUCAGCAGCCAUUUUGGGUUCCCAAAUGGAUCAGCCCAGCUAACUCCCUACCUUCUAUCUCUCCUUCCAAGAAAACGAAAGUAAAGGAACUCAUAUGCACAGCAUACCUACUAUGCACCAGGAGCGGUGCCUUGUGGUUUGUAUUAUUUCUUCCCACCACUCCCGUGAGAUGGAGCAGAAUAGUUCCUGCAAAGUCCCAGGCUGUUGAACUCUUUUAGCAGAUAUUCAAGGUAUGCAGUAUUGUGACCCUCAUUGUUACAGAUGGAGGAGCUGGUGUUCAGGACAUUGUAGACUCACCUCGUUACUAGUAAGAGAGCCAAGUCUAGAACCCCGAUUUCUCUGAUUCAAACUUCGGUGCUUUCUAGCACCACGCAGCCACUGAUGUCCACCCUCUAGGAAAGGAUGCCUCACUACCUUGACCUCCACCCUGAACCCAGGGGUCUGAAAAGCCUCUUCUGUGUGUAUGCGUGUUUCACUGAACGGUUUUCGAAAGCAGUUGUACAGAAAACAGCAAGAAGUAAGCAGGUUCUGGUUAUUAUGAGAAAAUAACAGAGCUGUGCAGGGAGCUGUCUUUUGAGUUCUUGCGCAGUCGCCGGACUAGCCCAGUGUGGUUUGUGGCCCGAAUGGGAGCUCCGGUGCUGCCGGCUGGGCCUUUGUACCACCUUCUCGGGUCCCGGCAAGCCUCCCCUCUGUUCCCUGUCUUCUUUUUAAACAAAAACCUUCCUCUCCAGCCUUGAGGGACUGUCCAGUCUUGUGUUUGCCUUUGGCACUAAAGCAGGCCCCCUAAGCUGGCUGGGGAGAGCGUGAGGCUCCGUCUCAGGGAGGAGAUUUGUGCAAAGCAGCUUCCACAGUCAGCCUCUGAAACGCCGCACACGGCUGCGCCCUUCACAGGCUGCGUGUCGUCAGGCAAAUCACUGCCCUUCUCUGGGCUUCUCUUUUCUCAUCUGUAAAACGAGUAUGAUUUUUAAGGCCUUCCCCACCACACACUUGACUUUCCACGAAGAGAGGAGGUCUGGAUUCAGAGCCCAGCUCUGACAUCUGCGUGACCCUGGGCGGAUCCCUUUACCUCUCUGCCUUAAUUGCUUCAUCUGCAAUUAGCACCCAAUACCUGUCAAAGGAGUAUAGCCAAUAAAUGUGUUUCCUCCAAUGUAUUAAGCA
Messenger RNA from Bubalus bubalis (water buffalo), 4593 nucleotides. RefSeq names its product transmembrane and coiled-coil domains 4 (gene TMCO4). The transcript has 15 exons. The record is from RefSeq and is a predicted model, not a curated record. Bases 1294 to 2901 code for a protein of 535 amino acids. NCBI's taxonomy places the organism in Eukaryota, Metazoa, Chordata, Mammalia, Artiodactyla, Bovidae.